AUGAAACUCUAUUCUGCCUUGUUUACCCUUGCCUCCAGCUUUGCGGCUGUUUCGACCGAAGCUGGCAGCCUUCGUGCCACCUCUUUGGUGCCUCGCCAGCUUGAUGCAAAUACAUGCAGUUUUGAAGCUGCUGGUUAUGAUGAUGCAUACACUGUGCAGUACGGUGGUUAUCAAUGCAUGGGAACAACAUGUACUUACACUUACACCAUUACCAGGAAUGCCCCUGCUAGUGAGGGGGCUGGCCUCAGUCACUGGAAUAUUGUUACUGGGAAUGGAUGUGUGAUUGAAGCUAACCAAUGUGAGGGUGCAACUGACAUUGGAGAUCCUACCUGUGCCAAUGGAGGAGACCCUGAUGUUGCCAAAUGUGAUUCUGGUGGUUUCGAUACCCCUGGGACCUCCUCUACAAUGACAAUUACUGUGGAAAAUGUUAGCCCUGGCUUUCAAGACAAAGGAUCUGUUUAUUUUCAGGCCAAAGCUGGCCCUAACUGCUUUGAUUCAACGGCGUCAACCUGCACUCUGCCUGGACCUGAUUGUGAAUCUGUUGCAACUUUCAGUCCAACAUCAAGCCUGUCUCCUAGCCCAUCUAAUGUCCCCUCUCCCAGCCCCAGCAUUAGUCCAAGCAAGCCACCAAGCAUCCAACCAAGUGCUAGCCCCAGUGAAACCCCAAGCGAUGAACCCAGUCUGGCCCCUAGUCCCAGCCCAUCAAUUUCCCCAUCUGCUGCCCCCUCUCCCAGCCCCAGUGAAUCCCCAAGCAAGCCACCAAGCAUCCAACCAAGUGCCAGUCCCAGUGAAACCCCAAGCGAUGAACCCAGCCUGGCCCCUAGUCGCAGCCCAUCAAUUUCCCCAUCUGCUGCCCCCUCUCCAAGCCCCACUUCUCCAUCUGCAAGUCCGUCUGUCAGCCCCAGUGCAAGCCCCAGUGCAAGCCCAUCCACUUCUCCAUCGGCUAGUCCAUCGGCUGACCCAAGUGCAAGCCCCAGUAAUGCACCAAGCAUCGAACCAAGUGCCAGCCCCAGUUCCAGCCCAUCCAUUACUCCCUCGGAUAGUCCAUCUGCUUCACCCACUGAAAACUGUGAUGUGAAUGAAUCAGGCACUAUGUUUGGAGAGCCAACAAGUCCCACUUCUGUUCGAUUCAGUGAAGUAGGAGUAAGUAGGUGGGGUUGGUACCAGCGCAUUCCUCAGUUCCUUGGUGAAGGUAGCUAUGAGUUCACCGUGUGGGCUGGAGCAGGUCAGUACAAUGAGAAAGGAGAAGGAACCCUCAUGGGAACUGCCACUGUGCUGGUUAGCGACUGUGGUGUCAGUAGUUCCAGUGAUACUAUUUGGAAAAUCAGCAAUGAUGAAUACUGCAUCAAUGAAGACACCAACCAGCGUCACGUCCAUGUUGGAACCUCCCUCCCCAGACGACUCAGUGCCCCUGGACAGUAUGACAGUGGAUGCUGUGUCGUUGGAUCAGAAUGCUUUAUCGUUGUCCAUGGCGUUACUGAGUGGCAUGAAACCGGUUGCUGGAAGUGCGACCUUGCUGCCUAA
Messenger RNA from Seminavis robusta, 1524 nucleotides. Lineage: Eukaryota; Bacillariophyta; Bacillariophyceae; Naviculales; Naviculaceae. The record is from the annotation of a GenBank genome assembly.